Messenger RNA from Lytechinus variegatus (green sea urchin), 5673 nucleotides. RefSeq lists its product as uncharacterized. Gene Ontology annotation, cellular component: membrane. The transcript has 19 exons. Gene Ontology annotation, molecular function: netrin receptor activity; protein binding. The coding region runs from base 100 to 4098 and encodes 1332 amino acids. Gene Ontology annotation, biological process: netrin-activated signaling pathway. The record is from RefSeq and is a predicted model, not a curated record. Lineage: Eukaryota; Metazoa; Echinodermata; Echinoidea; Temnopleuroida; Toxopneustidae.
AUAGAGCCAUUUCAAAAUCUUUGGCUGCAUCUUGAAGGUAUUUUUGUGUAUAAAUUUCCUAUUAUCUGGUCAAAGAUUGAUCUUGUCGCUGUGAACAAAAUGAGGGUGAAAAGGAAGACACCUAGAUCAAAUCGGCCAGGAGCUACUGUUAAUAGUACACCAAAUCGCAGUACUCCGUUUGUAGAAGUGGAUGGAAGUGGAAUUCAGUUAGAACAGGAUGAGAACUUGCAGAAAACCGACUUAAGUACGGAUGGCCCACGUCCUUUAUUGGACGACUCGAGCCGCGUAUCUCCGUCUUCGUCGGAUACGAAGGAAAGUACAAAGCUGGCUGACAGGUACGAUGCUAUAGAACUCCAAGGCGCGUCUAUUGGUGUCUUUCAUGCUUCGACUAAAGUGCAUUUGGAUGUUCCUUAUAAAGGGGUUAAAAGGCGAGAAAGAUCGAAGAGUCCGGUCGGAGGGCGAAAAGACCGGAUUCCGGCCAAGAGCAAAAUGUCAUUGCCAGGAAGUGGCAUGGUAAGGGGUGAAGAUAAAAGAAGUAGUAGGGAGAUCAAAACAAUGAAAUCUUAUCCAGCAUCGAGUGCACCGGGUGUUUGGGAAAAGACAAAUACUCAACCUGAUUCUUUUGCUUACGAUCGCGAGGAUGCUUACGAUAGUGACGAUGAAGCAGACAUUGGUACCACCAGGAGGAUUAAGACAUUGGAAAAGCGUAGUCAAGUGAAGGACAUGCCAAAGGAUGUGACUGCAUCACCGAAGAAGUCGAGUUCCCCGGUUGUUCGAAAGAAGAUCACCAAGGUCACUCCAAGAGAAGCACCAGGGGAAGAUGAGCCAGACAUGGGACCUACCAGAGUAAGAGGGAAAUAUGCCCCAUCAUCCUACCUGGAUAAACCUUUGGACGAGUAUGGCUCAAAACAGAGAAGAUCGACAAAGACUGCAGAAAAUCAGAAAAGGGCCCCUGCUAAGACCCAAUCGCGGCCUAAAGGAAAUGACGAACCGGAUAUAGGUCCCACAAGAUAUAGCACAAAGUAUACGGACCUAAAUGACAGUUUAGACGGCAUGGAGGUGUCUCAGAAUGCAAUUUCAGAGCCAUCGGUUAAGACUGCGACAAUGAAGGCAAAACUAAAUCCAUCGUCGGGAAAGACGAAGAGCAUUAAGAAGGCAAUGGCUUAUAAUUACACUGGUAUUCGAGCCACUGAAAGUGGUGCGUCAUUCUCUAAGAAAGACUCUUUGUGGAAAGACAAUGUUGGAGGACUGAUCAAGAACGUCUAUGGAAGCUUGACAAAGCGAAAUGAAAAGAACUCAGUCAAAUCUGGACAAGGAAAGGAAGUGCGAAACAAGGAUGGUAGUCAACAAAGGAAAACUGAAACCAAUGAAGAAUUCACCGAUUCAUAUUCUUCCUCUUCAAAUUUACCCACCCUUUUACGCCAGCUAUCUACAGUCGCACACUAUGGAGAUUAUAAUGAUGAUGCUGGUAAUUACGAGGGAGGUGACAACAACCCAAGCUACGAACUCGCUCCUCCCGAACCCGAAUCAGGGAUUAGCGGGGAAGAUGUUUCUUUCGGCGGUCUUUCGGCACCGCCAGAGAUCCUCGCUCGGGGUCCGAGAGCCCGCCGAGCAUAUGCCGAAGCGGCCCAAGCUGGCACAAAGAAAGUGUUCCGAACCCGUCUAAUGCUUGUGGGACAAGAGCGUGUCGGGAAAACAAGUUUGAAGAAAACUCUGACAGGUCAAGGGUUUGAUCAGAAUGAAGCGAUUACAGAUGGUGUCGAGACGACAAACGCUUGUGAAAUAAACAUCCAGGUUGCAAAAGCAGGAGGGAAACUUUGGUCUAUUCAUAAGAAAGGACAUGGAAAUGAAGAUGCUAAAGAGGGUGAAUACAGUAAAGCCCUAGCUGAUGAAAUAGCAAAAAGACUGAUUGUAACCCCACCACAGGAUCAAGAUAGUUUAGCACCUCACCGUGAUGCAACAGACGGCAGAGGCUUGAAUCCAGAAGAAGCAGCUGCAUUUAUCUCGGAUGACGUGGAGGCGCCCACGGCUGGAGUGGAGGAUGUUAGUACUAAUAUGCCAAAUCAAAUUGCUAGCCUGGUGGAAAAAAUGCUGAAGGAGCAGCUUCGCAUGAAGGAGGUAGGAAGAGACAGUACUGACGGUGGUAAAGACGAGGGUGUCUCGCUAAGUAUAUGGGACUUCGCUGGACAUGAUAUAUACUACACAACCCACCAGGUUUUCCUGACUUGGCGAGCCAUCUACGUAGUCGUCUUUGAUCUGAGUAGAAGUUUGGAUUCAGUCGUCCCCCCAGAGUCCAGAGAUGACUAUUAUGAAAUGGCUAAAGGAGGUGCGAAGGCGGAGCUGACAUGCCUUGAAUUCAUCAACUUCUGGUUGUGCUCCAUCUUUGCCCAUGCUGUGGCGCCCUCGUCAAUCAUGAAUAAGAAUGCAUCCAAAACCAGCCAGAAAUCUCCACCCAUAUUCAUCGUCGGAACGCAUAGAGCGAGUGUGACGGGGGACACUAAAGAGAAAAAUAAGAAGAUUGAUGCUGCGUUUGAGAAGAUCCGGAAAACUAUCAAGAAAAAGCCUUUUGAAUGCCAUGUUGUCCCCAAGUACUAUGCCAUUGAGAACAGUUUAGAGGAUAAAGAUGAAGAGCUGAUUGCAUUAAGGAGGCAUAUUGAGAAGGUCGCGAUGGACGAGCCUUACAUGGGAGAAGAGAUCCCACUCAGAUGGCUAUUAUUUGAAGAAGCACUAGCAGCAGAUAAAAUCAACUAUAUGUCUUUGGACCAGACCAAGGAACUGACGCGUCCUGUUGGGAUGGAAUCCGAUCGUGAGCUUCUCACCAUGUUAACAUUCUACCAUGAUCUGGGCUACAUUGUUUACUAUGGAGGCAUUGAUGACCAAGAAUCCCUCCUCAGGGACAUUGUUAUCUUGAAUCCUCAGUGGCUAAUCGAUGUCUUCAAGCAGGUCAUAUCGAUCUUGGACCCUAAAGAGAGGGAUGGAAUUGUAAGUGAUGCUUGGACAACCCUUGAGGAUGAUGGCAUCUUGGAGGAUAGGUUGAUUCGGCAUAUGUGGAAGGGGUUCCUGGAGCAGAAGGAAGCGUUAGUCCAGCUCAUGGCCAAGUUUGAUCUCAUCUGUGAGGCUCCAGUAGAGCAGCUCCAACCUGAAGAAGAGCUAGAGAAAGGAGAUGUUGAGGUAUCAGAUGACACUGAGAGGAACAUGAAGAAGCGCUACUACGUCCCAUCCAGACUGUCUUCCCGUUGUUCUCCAGAAGAGAUUGGACAGAUCAAAUCUUCUACCGACUUCUAUGUUGACUUCAGAGGCUUCCUACCAGAUGGCCUGUUUCAUCGUCUAAUGACCAGAGCAGUUAGAUGGAUGACAGAGAAAGACGGUGAAUCCGUUAUUCUAUUCUAUCGUCAGAUCAGUCUCAUGGUGGAUGACGAGCACCACGCUUUACUCGAGAUGUUACCACCCCAUCAAGCGACUAUCAAGGUGACUGUAUUCCAAGCCGCAGUUGCAGAUCCCGAUGAUGAAAGUGAUAAUUAUCAACCUCCCUCUCCAAGUGCUGUUAAAGACGUAAUGGACUUUGUAACAAGGACCCUAGAUAAUCUUCGUCAGCACUGGGCGAAGAGGAUCCAGUAUGACAUCUGCUUCCUCUGCCCAAAGUGUAGCAAGAGGAAACUAUUCCAAGACUGUUUCAAGCGGAAGUCACUCCAGUGUGGGUUACAUAGGAUCCCCACUAAUUCAGUCAAGUCCAAGUUUGGUAUAACUGAAGAGGGAGUGGAUUCAGGGACUGAAAGUCCAAUGAUGUCUAGAAGAUCAACUUGUAAAGAAAGCAGGGUACUAUGCGACCGUUACUUCAGUGAUCUUGCGAGGAAUAUAGGAUUCGAGUGGCAUAGCCUAGGAAUCAGGCUUGGAUUGAAUCAGGCAGACAUUGAUCAUAUCAAGGAGGACAAUUUAAAUGCGGUGGAUCGUAUUAUUGCAAUGCUAAGACUGUGGAAGCAGCGGUCAUCUUGUAGGGGAAAUGGGAGACAGAUGAUAGAGGAUCUUUGUUUGGCGUUGAAAAACUGUGACAGGGAAGAUCUUGUAGACGACAUCAGAGAAGCGGCGGGAUUGAGAUAGCUAUAACAUCCAAGCAAGAGUUGAUGGUACCGUUGAUUGCAUUAUUGUCUCGCUAAAAAAAGGUUGGAUGAGUUCUGUUUUAAGUUUUGGUGAAAUUCCAUGUGAAUAUUCAAAGUUAGCCAGCCAAUUUUACCUAACGUGUCUUUCAAAGAGCUAACAAGAAAUCGCACAUAGGUCGGCUCAUCACAUCACCAACUUGAACGCCUAACUACCACUUUGUACCAGCCCUGGCCGGGAGUAUGGGGUGAAAACAACCUGCAGGGUACUGUCUUACAAAGAGUUACAAUUGAUCCAAUCAAUCGUAACUCUAUGGAAAUCCACAAUGUCAUAAAUUUCCUUUGACAGGCAAUUUCCUUUACGCGCAACCAAUUAUCCAUUUGUUUUGCUUUGCGUAUAUGUACGCUUUCCAAUGCGCUUAGAAACUGUUGUAUUAAGCGCUAUGUAAAUGUUAAUUAUUAUUAUUAUACGGCCAAUUUUCAAUUUCUUUGAUUCUUGUCAAAGUCACACAGCACUGUAGUUAUCCAUUUCCUUUGUUUUGCGUCACGAGCGAUCAAUUGUUAUUCAUAUACUCCAAUUCACGUCACCAUGCAACCAAUUAUCCAUUUCUUCCUUUUCAAUUGCCAUCCAUUUCCAAUUCUUAAAAUUGUAUUGUAUCUUUGCCAUUACAAUUAAUUUCAAAUUUCCGGUUCUGGAAAUUUUCUUCAUCUACAAUCUCCUAUUUCCUAAAACCCAUUAAUUUGUCAUUUCUGGGGAGUAUUUAAUUAUUACCCAAGUCUGGGAUAGAUGUAAUCCACCUGAGAUCUGUUAUCUGUAGUUGUUCCGAUAUGAUUAAAGCUCGGUAAAAAUGAACUGUGUUCCUAAUGUACAUGGGGAGAUAAAUAUCUUGUGAAACGUACAUUCUUUAGCAUAGCUAACGAAUGUACAUUUUGCAUUUCAAUCUCAAAAAGUAGUACAAAUUACUAGACACCUCAUAUUCCAUACACAUUAAUGUUGCUAAGUUUUUAUUAUAACUAGUGGAAUACAUAUUCUUCAGUUAAAUUGUGAACAAAAAUUUAGCUAAUCAUGUGACACAUAGAUUUUUGAUCCGCCUUUAAAAGAAUCAUUAUGUGGAGCAUGUCAUUAAACAGUGGACAGUGAUUUUUAAUGACUAUUUGUUAUAAGUGUCUGAAAUCUUUCUGCCUCAUUGGAUCAGAGCAAUUACAUUGCAGUGAAAAUCAAUAAUUGUUUCAUGAAAUGCUUUCUAUGUCUUGACCAGAGUACCUCAGUAGAAAUAAAUAUUAAUAAAAAUAAUAAUAAUUAAGAAUAAUUAAUAUAAUGCUUGAAAAUCUUUCUUUAGUCUCAAAUUUAAUAAACAGUACUCAAUAAACAGGGUUAACUUUCAAUUUACCUUUCAUUGAUGUUUGUAUAUCAGUAUCCAGCAAUGUUCUGUUUGAUAUAAGGGUGAACAAUUUGUUUUUAAAAAAACGUAAUCAAAGCAAAUUUUAAUUGCACAUUACAUUGGCUACAUUUAUUUCUGCGUCUUCACUUAUGUGGAGAACUAUAUUUAUCUACAUGUAUAUGCAACAAAGUAAAUAC